GUUUGACGUCAGUGGGGAGUUAAUUUUAAAUCGGUACAAGAUGGCGGAGGGGGACGAGGCAGCGCGGAGGCAGCAGCCGCACCAGGGGCUGCGGUGCCGGCGACGGACCAGCGACCCAAGCACCGGGGUUAACCACGUCUCGUCCACGACCUUCCUAGGUGAGAAUUAUGAAGAUGAUGACCUAGUAAACUCUGAUGAGGUUAUGAAGAAACCAUGUCCAGUACAGAUUGUUCUUGCUCAUGAAGAUGACCAUAACUUUGAGCUCGAUGAAGAAGCUUUGGAGCAGAUAUUGCUACAGGAGCACAUACGAGACCUUAACAUAGUAGUGGUAUCCGUGGCAGGAGCUUUUCGUAAAGGGAAAUCAUUUCUACUGGACUUCAUGCUUAGAUAUAUGUAUAACAAGGAUUCCCAAAGUUGGAUUGGUGGAAACAAUGAACCAUUGACUGGCUUUACAUGGCGAGGUGGUUGCGAAAGAGAAACUACAGGCAUACAAGUUUGGAAUGAAGUAUUUGUGAUCGACAGACCUAAUGGAACGAAAGUAGCUGUGCUGCUAAUGGAUACCCAGGGUGCCUUUGAUAGCCAGUCAACUAUCAAAGACUGUGCAACGGUGUUCGCUCUGAGCACCAUGACUAGCUCUGUCCAGGUAUAUAAUCUGUCUCAGAAUAUUCAAGAAGAUGAUCUUCAACACUUGCAAUUAUUUACAGAGUAUGGCAGACUUGCAAUGGAAGAAAUCUACCAGAAACCAUUUCAGACAUUAAUGUUUUUGAUUCGGGAUUGGAGUUACCCAUAUGAACAUUCAUAUGGUUUGGAAGGUGGAAAACAAUUCCUUGAAAAGAGAUUGCAGGUAAAACAAAAUCAACAUGAAGAGCUACAGAAUGUAAGGAAGCACAUUCACAAUUGUUUCUCAAAUCUUGGUUGCUUCCUUUUGCCACAUCCUGGUCUUAAAGUUGCAACUAAUCCUAGUUUUGAUGGGAGAUUGAAAGAUAUUGACGAAGACUUUAAACGAGAGCUUCGAAAUCUGGUUCCAUUGCUGCUUGCCCCUGAGAAUUUGGUAGAAAAAGAGAUAAGUGGAUCUAAAGUCACUUGUAGAGAUCUUGUAGAAUACUUUAAGGCUUAUAUUAAAAUUUAUCAAGGAGAGGAACUUCCACAUCCAAAGUCCAUGCUUCAGGCAACAGCUGAAGCUAAUAAUCUUGCUGCAGUAGCAGGAGCAAGAGAGAUCUAUUGUAAAAGUAUGGAGCAGGUAUGUGGUGGGGACAUGCCUUACAUUGCACCUUCAGAUCUGGAGCGAAAACACCUGGAUCUCAAGGAAGUGGCGAUUAAACAGUUUCGUUCAGUAAAAAAAAUGGGUGGAGAUGAAUUCUGCCAUCGUUAUCAGGACCAGCUUGAAGCUGAAAUUGAAGAAACCUAUGCAAAUUUUAUAAAGCACAAUGAUGGCAAAAAUAUCUUCUAUGCUGCUCGUACUCCUGCCACACUGUUUGCAGUCAUGUUUGCUAUGUAUAUAAUCUCAGGACUUACUGGCUUCAUUGGCCUAAACUCUAUAGCCGUCUUGUGUAACCUUAUCAUGGGGUUAGCACUGACAUCUCUUUGUACUUGGGCAUAUGUAAAAUACUCUGGGGAGUUCAGAGAAAUUGGAACAAUGAUUGAUCAGAUUGCUGAAACACUAUGGGAACAGAGGAGUCCCAGGAAGGUGUUUUCCAAACUGUUUGAAGUUACUAGACGUCGAAUGGUCCAUCGUGCUCUUUCAUCAGCACAGCGACAGAGACUGUCAUCCAACAAUAACAAGAAGAAAAAUUAGACAGUAUUUUUAACUUUUUUCUCUAUCUGAAGUGUUCCCACUUAUACAUGUAGGACAAUAAGCAGGACCGUCUGGGCCGGUCUGCAUAAAUGCUGUAUACUUACCAGAUUUGAUGCUGCAUAUAGGGUAUGGAAUUGCACAUCCGUCUCCUAGGAAUUGUAAAUGGUUUGAAUAGGAGGAAAGUAGUUUGUGUUGCAUUAUCAAAUGUCUAACUGCAUUAUUUGUAGCAUCGUGACUUUUUUUGGGAGAAGCAUCUUUUUAUUUCCCACAUUCCUGGUUAUUUUCUUCAUUGCUUUGAAUUGAAUUUUUAUAUCUAUUUUUAUAUGUAACUCUUUUUUUACCUCAUGUUUUUAUUUGUUUUGCACAUUUCUCAUACCACAGGUAUUGAAGCCCCUGGGUGAUAAUUUGAUGGAGGAAAACAUAAGGCAGUCUGUAACAAACUCUAUCAAAGCAGGCCUGACUGACCAGGUGUCUCAUCAUGCCAGAUUAAAGACAGACUGACAGUUCAUCUCCUCAUGGACUCCACUCUCCCUUUUUUUCAUGCUUGCUGUACAAUGAGAACUCAAAUAAAAAUAAACCAAAGUUUACAAUCAACUGUAGAAGUAGUUUAGUGUAACUGGCUUCACAGAUGGCUGCCACAGAGUGUGACAAUUGUUUGUUGGUUUUAAGCAUUCUGUUCUUGGCUCCUAAGACACGGAGAUUGGCUGAGGAGCAUUAGUUUAUCAUGCACAUUUGUGCCAUGUUUCUUUUCUUUUUUUUUUUUUUUUCCUUUUAAUCUAAUGUUAGUGAAAUUUGUCUUGUGUAAAAGGAUAUUUCAGGGAAAUAUUUUAAGAAAUCUAUUUAGAGUCUCUUUAACACCAGUGUCCCAUUGAAAUUUUAAUUUUUAGUGAAGUUAUGAAUCACUGUAUCAAGAAUCAGAUCAGAAUGACAAUGAAGCCUUUAUUGAGCCACUACAUUAAAGGUAUAUAUUGCUUUACUGCCUUCAAUACCAGUAUUACAUAAGUGCAUGUAUCAGAAAUUUCACAGAAAUUACAUGACAACUCUUGUAGCUAAGAAAGUGAUUCUGAGGUGUACAUUUGUCUUGCCUUUUUAAAUUUAUAAACCUGCCCUAAAAGGAGAUGCAUAUCUGGGAAACUGAACUGUCUUUAUGCAGUUUAGCCUUCAUGUACAUAAAAUAUGCCAUUAAUUUUAUUGGGGGAGAAAUUCCAUCCAAAAAUGUUGCCUACAGCUAUGAGUUCAGAGUGUCUGUACAGUGUGUAGCUUUUAUUUUCUAAAAUCACAGAUAGGGCAUGUAUAUGAAUUAUAAAUAUAUAAAUACGAUUUUGUAUUAAAAGUUUUGUAGUUUAUGGCAAAAUCUGGUUCUGUGGUAGGCUAAGUACAGUCCCUGUGAAGGAAUGUUUGUGGCUCAUGUCAGUGUGUGAAUGCAUAGACAAUUUGAAGUUUUUGAUAUAUUUGUGAUAUUUAUCUUCCUUGAGCACUGCAAUCUCACCCCCCAAGGGAAUUCAAUGGGAAUGUUUAUCGUGACUUUGUCCUCUGUUGCAUUUUAAAGUUAUUUCCUGUAAUUUAUUUUCAGUACAUAAUUAAAAAUUUGUUGUAUAUAUAAAA
Molecule: messenger RNA, 3400 nt
Organism: Ailuropoda melanoleuca (giant panda)
Lineage: Eukaryota; Metazoa; Chordata; Mammalia; Carnivora; Ursidae
Gene: ATL2
Product: atlastin GTPase 2
Exons: 14
Coding region: 41-1795 (584 amino acids)
Molecular function (GO): GTP binding; GTPase activity
Source: RefSeq, a predicted model, not a curated record